Peromyscus leucopus (white-footed mouse) is the source of this 6029-nucleotide messenger RNA. RefSeq names its product DLG associated protein 2 (gene Dlgap2). The record is from RefSeq and is a predicted model, not a curated record. The transcript has 14 exons. Bases 969 to 4136 code for a protein of 1055 amino acids. Gene Ontology annotation, biological process: signaling. Lineage: Eukaryota; Metazoa; Chordata; Mammalia; Rodentia; Cricetidae. Gene Ontology annotation, cellular component: postsynaptic specialization; glutamatergic synapse. Gene Ontology annotation, molecular function: molecular adaptor activity.
CCCAUGUUGUAGAAGACAACACUGAGUGCCAAAGAACUCAGACUGCCACUCAUGUUGUGAGCUAUGACUGCUGCACAGAGCCCAGCUGCUAUGAAUUCAUAGCUGUUCAUGGAUGGAAUGCUUCUGUUACCAAAGUCAAAUUUGAUCAGUCUAAAGUGUCUAGUUAACUAAGUUAUGUAAUUACUUUUUGGCCAACACAUAACUUUUUGAAAUUUCCUUUUAAAAGAUGGCAAUGUUAAAAACAACUGACUGUAUCAUGCUGCAGUACAUGGAGACAAGAAGCAGAUGCUCCCUCAUAUAUAUGUAUACAUAUAUAUGUACACUUAUAUGCAUACCUAUGUAGACAUAUAUGCAUCACAUGUAUACAUACACCAUGUGUGGAUAUGUGCAUACAUGUAUGUGUUUGCAUACAUAUAUGAGCUGUCAUUUCCCUCAAAGUACCAUGCAUGCCAACUAAGACACUUCACUUACCUUAUGUUUGAGAAUGCCAGCUUUUACUUUGUCCUUAACAAUUACUAGUACUCUAUUUUGAAUGAUUUUUAGUUUUAGUUAAAGCACGUGACUGCACACUUCUGGGGGUAUGUAUGAGUGACUUUCCAAAAAAACCAUGCCUAGAGAUUAUUCCUUUCUUUGGUGACUGUUGGACAAUAACAACAAAACAAUUGGCUUUGUUAUAAGUUGUCCUGUUUUGCCAAGUUCUUUAAAGGCACAGACUGCUGCCUGUGUUUCCUUUUAACCUGUCAAAUAUGGAUGAAGCCAGCUCUGCCCCCUUGUGAGCAGUGCAGAAUGGCUCAGUGCAGACUCAUGUCACCACUGGUCCAGAAUCAUACAGACCCCUUUCGAGAUUCCCCACACCUUGGCUCCUCUACAGUUCAUUUUCUUGUGUAUUGAUCACUUUAGGGAUCACUGUAGUGGGACCCUAACUUCCCAUUUCCCAAAGGACAUGUGUAGAAGGUCGAGCCUGCCCCAUGGAGCUGAGGUUGACUAAGCUCAAAGGCAACUUUCAUGGACUGACUCUGUUCAAAGAGUCUCAGUGCACGCUUUGUGGAGAGCCAGAGGAGGAAGAAGGAGGAGACUUGGCCCAGCCGGGCCUCAGCUUCCCGGGACCAGCAGAAGAAGACAUAGACCAACAGUACUCAUGGUCUCCAACGCAGCAGCACUUCAAUGAGGAGAGGUACUCACCCGCACCCAGGAACAUGAAAGGGUUAACUGGAAGCCGGAACCAGCCUCAGAUAUGUGCGGGCCAUACCUGCGGCCUGUCACCCCCAGAUGACUGCGAGCACCCCCACGAUCACAUGCACCAUGGGCCGGAUGUGCGGCAACCCUACCUCCUCAGCCCAGCUGAGAGCUGCCCGAUGGACCACCACCGCUGCUCGCCCAGGAGCUCCGUCCACUCAGAGUGUAUGAUGAUGCCUGUGAUGUUGGGCGACCACGUGUCCAGCAGCACCUUCCCCAGAAUGCACUACAGCUCACACUACGACACCAGGGAUGACUGUGCCAUGUCCCACACAAACACGAAGGUAAAUCGCAUCCCCGCCAACCUUUUGGACCAGUUUGAGAAACAGCUGCCCCUGCACCGGGAUGGGUUCCACACACUGCAGUACCAGAGGGCCUCGGCUGCUACCGAGCAGAGAAAUGAGAGCCCGGGCAGAAUCCGGCAUCUGGUCCACUCCGUCCAGAAGCUCUUCACCAAGUCGCAUUCUCUGGAGGGGUCGUCCAAGAGCAACGUCAACGGGACCAAGAGCGACAGUCGGGUGGAGGACCACCACCACAGCCACCACUCCAAACACAGCAAAAGGAGCAAAAGCAAGGAGCGGAAGCCAGAGAGCAAGCACAAGUCCGGUGUGAGCAGCUGGUGGAGUUCUGACGACAACCUGGACAGUGACAGCACAUACCGGACACCCAGUGUGGCCACCCGCCACCACAUGGACCACAUCUCUCACUGCUACCCCGAGGCGCUGCAGAGCCCCUUUGGGGACCUCUCGCUAAAGACUUCCAAAAGCAACAGUGAUGUUAAGUGCUCAGCCUGUGAAGGCUUGGCCCUGACGCCAGACACCAGGUACAUGAAGCGUAGCUCUUGGUCCACUCUCACGGUGAGCCAGGCCAAGGAGGCCUACCGCAAGAGCUCCCUGAACUUGGACAAGCCCCUGGUCCACCCAGAGAUCAAGCCUUCGCUACGGCCAUGCCACUACCUCCAGGUGCCUCAGGAUGAUUGGGGUGCAUACCCCACAGGUGGCAAAGAGGAAGAGAUCCCCUGCCGUAGGAUGAGAAGUGGCAGCUACAUCAAAGCCAUGGGUGAUGAGGAGAGUGGAGAGUCAGACUCCAGCCCCAAAACAUCUCCAAAGGUGGCCCUCCGGCCAGAGCCCCUGCUGAAGUCCAUUGUCCAGAGACCACUUGGAGACCACCAAACCCAGAGCUACCUGCAAGCUGCCAGUGAGGUGCCUGUUGGUCACAGCCUGGACCCAUCAGUCAACUACAACUCCCCGAAGUUCCGGUCCAGAAACCAGAGCUACAUGCGGGCCGUGAGCACCCUGAGCCAGGCCAGCUGUGUGAGCCAGAUGAGUGAAGCAGAGGUCAAUGGGCAGUUCGAGUCAGUGUGUGAAUCUGUCUUCAGUGAAGUUGAAUCUCAGGCCAUGGAUGCCCUUGACCUUCCUGGAUGUUUCCGAACAAGGAGCCACAGUUACCUUCGAGCCAUCCAAGCUGGUUACUCCCAAGACGAUGAAUGUAUUCCCGUGAUGACACCCUCCAACAUGACCUCAACCAUCAGGUCAACAGCAGCUGUCUCCUACACAAAUUAUAAGAAGACACCUCCCCCGGUGCCCCCGCGGACCACCUCCAAGCCUCUGAUUUCGGUGACGGCCCAGAGCAGCACAGAAUCCACACAGGAUGCCUACCAGGACGGCCGCGCCCAGAGGAUGUCCCCGUGGCCCCAGGAUAGCCGUGGCCUCUACAACUCCAUGGACAGUCUGGACAGCAACAAGGCCUUGAAUCUGGCCCUGGAGACAGCUGCCGCUCAGCGCCAUGCCGCUGACGCUCAGAGCAGCUCCACGAGGACCAGCGAAAAGGCGAUCCUGGCGUCCAAGGCUGAAGAACUGCUCAAAAGCCGCUGUUCCUCCAUCGGGGUCCAGGAUUCUGAAUUCCCUGAUCAUCAACCCUACCCAAGGUCAGAUGUAGAAACAGCCACGGAUUCCGACACGGAGAGCAGAGGCCUACGGGAGUACCACUCUGUUGGUGUACAAGUAGAAGACGGAAAGCGACACGGUCGUUUCAAGCGCUCCAACAGUGUCACAGCUGCUGUGCAGGCUGACCUAGAGCUGGAGGGCUUCCCUGGACACAUCACCAUGGAGGACAAGGGCCUGCAGUUCGGAUCCUCCUUCCAGCGACAUUCAGAGCCCAGUACCCCGACCCAGUAUGGGGCACUGAGGACUGUGCGGACGCAGGGCCUCUUCAGUUACAGGGAGGACUACAGGACACAGGUGGACACUUCCACCCUGCCUCCACCCGAUCCCUGGCUGGAGCCAUCACUGGACACAGUGGAGAGCGGGAGGAUGUCUCCAUGCCGCAGGGAUGGCUCGUGGUUUCUGAAAUUGCUGCACACGGAGACGAAGAGGAUGGAAGGCUGGUGUAAAGAGAUGGAGAGAGAAGCGGAGGAGAAUGACCUCUCGGAAGAAAUUCUAGGAAAGAUCAGGAGCGCCGUGGGAAGUGCCCAGCUGCUCAUGUCCCAGAAGUUCCAGCAGUUUUACUGGCUUUGUCAGCAGAAUAUGGACCCCAGCGCCAUGCCAAGGCCAACAUCGCAGGAUCUAGCUGGCUACUGGGAUAUGCUGCAGCUGUCUGUGGAGGAUGUCAGCAUGAAGUUUGAUGAACUGCACCAGCUGAAGCUCAAUGACUGGAAGAUAAUAGAGUCACCAGAGAGAAAGGAAGAAAGGAAGAUCCCCCCUCCAAUACCAAAGAAGCCCCCCAAGGGGAAAUUCCCCAUCACAAGGGAAAAGUCCCUGGACCUGCCAGACCGACAGCGCCAAGAAGCCCGGCGUCGGCUCAUGGCAGCCAAGAGAGCCGCCUCCUUCCGCCAGAACUCCGCCACCGAGAGGGCAGACAGCAUUGAGAUCUACAUCCCCGAGGCCCAGACGCGGCUCUGAGGACCAGAGGUGGCCACACGCGCCUGGUUUUGCUCUUUUACACAAAAUGCUUGUACAGUUUAUUGCCUACCUGGUAGUUUCUGUCUCACCCUCCACCGGAUUCGCCCUUGCCGUGUUCUCUGCACCACCGUAGACAGUGGACACUCGGAUUCCUAGUUUGCUGAGCUCAUGGCAAGAUUGACUCUGAAGGACAUCGGCUCUGAGGAACAGGCUGGGUGAGCCCUGACUUACCUCCCUGUUCCCAGAGGGCCGCCCAGUGGCCUCUUGAGAUGGAACCUAGCUUUCACUUUGUUAUUUAUAUUUUUAUAAAUUGUGUGAUUAACUAGAGGUCACUACAAACGGGUGCAUCUCCCCACUCUCGAGAGGCAUUAGACAUCCAAGUGGAAGGUGCUACAAUUCGAAGGGCAGGAAAGACAGACAAACCUGUUCCCUCCCAUCUGAGUUAUUCUCCCCAGCUCGGUUGCCCCAAGACCUUGCUGUCCUCACUGGUCCCGACACCACAGGAAGCACUCGGUUCCUUGGUUGACAUUUGUGACGACAGAAGAGGGUCUCCCCAAGGUCCCCACCAUGUGGUUCUCCAAAAGGAAAUGACAAGGCUGAACCCCACCCACCCACCCCCAAAAAAUAUCUAGCGUAGAAUCUUUAUAGUCAAAGCUCAGCUGUAUGUUCCUCUAAGAGAGGAACCCAUGGAAAGGGCUGGCAGAAGCCCAGAGAAUACAAAGAGGGAAAAAAACUAAGAAAUAGUCAUGGUAUUUUUAUCCCUUCGUAACCUAAACCAUUACACAUAGCAUUUUCUUAAACUUCACUGCUUAAGCUACAUGUACUUUUUAUGUAUGUUACAUGCGUUCUCAAACUGCUAUCACUUGACUUUCCAGGGUACCUUUAAAGGAGUUUGCUUGUUUAUGAUGACAGUUGUGAUGUUGUUAAACAUAUAAGAAAUAUGAAUGUGAGUGGUAAGUAUAUCAGUUAAAAUGGUAAAGAAGAAAAAAUUAGUUUAUACUUGUAUUUUUCCAGAAUUCUUUUGGUCCUAUGCAGUACUGCUGAAGUUGAGAAUAUAUUUCUUGCCUGUGUUAGACAUGAAAAGGGGAGGGGGAAAAAGGUCAUGCAUGGUGAUUUCCAGCCGUGGAAUCUAAGAAAGGUUAUCCGUAGUCAUGACUCUGAGGAUGCUAAGAAGAGAAAGGUUGGCUCUGGUUAACAGGCUUCGUGUAAAUCAUAUCUACACGUUUAGAGGCAUUGUUACAAGACUUCUGCACAGAAGUUCAGAUGCCACACCGAGCGCUCAGACUGCCCGUGGCCCUGAUCUCAGAGUUCUCUGCUGUUCAAGUUCAGGCAGGGCCCCACCCCAUCCCAGGCCUCCCCUCUUAAUACGUAAGGAGCACCAUGCACUUAGCCAGAGGAACAAAGCUUUCGACAUCCCUGUAGCGUCUGUGUUCUCCCUGUGACUUGCACUUUAAACGGUCCCCGGGGGCCCCCUCUGCAGCCUGACUGCAUCGCUGGUCACUGCAUGUGGGUACCCAGCGAGGCAGCCUUGCAGCUGGGGCGUUGCUAAGACGACACCGGCCUCUUCCUCAUCCUCUCCAUUCCUCUACGCAUGGGGGGGGCACGGUUGAUGUUACAGCAUGUCAAGCCUCACAGUUUUACUUUUUUUUUUAAAGCCGAGUAGUUAAGAAUUCCCUGUAAUAGCAAAAUCCUAUAAAUCGAGCCUUGUAUCUGGUAUAUAUUUUACCAAACAGCCUUAAAUAUAUUUGGAAGCAAAAAUCAUACGAAUGUAUAUCCUUUAAAAAAAUGCAAAAAAAUAAAACUCCCCAAAAUAUUCUUCUAUCACUGAACCCUAUUUCCCCAGAGUGUUCAAAGCAUUUUCUACCUAAAUAAAUAUGUAAAUCCUGAAUAGUA